Molecule: messenger RNA, 3417 nt
Organism: Danio rerio (zebrafish)
Lineage: Eukaryota; Metazoa; Chordata; Actinopteri; Cypriniformes; Danionidae
Source: RefSeq, a predicted model, not a curated record
ACGUUAGCAGCUCAUUCGCGGUUUGUUUGGCGUUCGUGCUUACGGUCAACCGUCAGCCACGUUUUUCACAAACACGUGCGUUAUCGACUAUUAUUUCCAAAAUUUAUUUAUAUUAGAGACUUAUAUUCAACAUAUUACUAUCUUAAAGUGACAAUGUGGUAUUAAAUGGAUUCCGUCGGACUGCGUGUGCUCGCCGGUUUUCGCGUGAACAUGCCCGGGCUUGUCUAGUCUUCUGGGCCGGUGGAUUGAACCAGCGCUCGGACAUCAUGGACGGCACUUUUCCACAUCAGCUUUUUCCACAUUUUUAUCUGGACGGACCGCCUGAUGUAAAGCCGAAACACUGCUAUAGUGGCUGGGGAACAUAUGAGCGAGUGUUUCCUGUCAAUGCUGAGCAGUGUGAUGAUGAGGGGGCGUUGUAUCGGCACAAGUUUGAAUCCCAGCACACAGUGAGGGGUGAGGAAUGGGUGCAGCUCAAACCAGCCGUCACUCCUUUUACACCACCACAUAAAGAUGCCAAAGUCUACUCCACUGAUCCGCUGGAUCCUCUGGAUUUUCCAGAGCAGAUGAAGUAUUAUUAUCAGCAUCACUGUAUGGAUGCUUUCUCCACAAUGGGACGUUUGCUGGAGGAAAACUUCACUUAUAAAUCUAAUCAAUCCAAGGAUGUUAUGUCAUUACGCUGGUCAAAAGACUUUGUAAAGGGCUUGAAUUAUAAGAGGUGUGAGCUUGGGAAAUCUUCCAGGAAGGUCCGUCAUAUCCACCGUCUCCUCAGUGAUAUCGUGACGGAUGUUCCUCAGCCUCUGCUUUGCUCGCUCCUUCAUGAAGAGCUGACCUAUCAGAGCGAACAGCAGCAGUUCUCUGCAGAUGCUACAGGUGGCGCUUUGGGUUUUUUACCCUUCUAUGAGUCUGAGAAGGGGAGCGAUGGUUGUCUGAUUUAUUCCAGUGGAGCCUUAAUGGACAAAAUCUGCUUCCACAGGGUGGCGCAGGAGUAUAAGGAUGAUGGGACUCCGACUUUUAAUAUGGGCUCUGAACCAGUUGUCUUUAAUCUGAAUGCAGCGGCCAGACAAAUCAGUUGUGGAAACUAUGAGAAUUCAGUUCAUGUGGCUGUGCGGUCGGAUUAUUUCUGUGGCGCUUGGUUUGUCUUUGACAAACUAAAGCCCAGUUUGGUGGACGUCAUCCAGACAAAACAGCGCUUCUCCUGCGUCACCGUCAGUCCACACUUACCAGGUGAGAUUGUAGUUGCCAAUGAGCAAGGAGCAGCGUAUUUGUGGACUCCCAAAAAAGGAUUGCAGAAGUUUCGUGAAGAAGAUGCCAACCUGUACUUUAAUGCCAAGUCGCCGUGGCGAUGGUGUGAUUUCUCCUGCCACCCGAGAGUGUUGGUCUAUGCUGACAGAACAGGGGCGGAGCUUACAGACAUACGGAGUGCUGACUGUAAUCACACCUUGUUCCGCAUUGGAAAGACUCCAGCUUGUCUGUCGGGAGAGCGAGUGAUUCUGGUCAAAUACCUGGGCAACAUCCACCCCCAUCACCACCUUAUCAACACACAGUUUUCCUCCUACAUCAUGGACGAGCGGGUUCCCAGUAUUCCUAUGCUGAAAUGGGACCACAUGAUGGACUUUCCACCAAUAUACACCUGCGCUUUACCUCCAAAAUCCCAGAGUCAAAGCUGCAAAGUGCUGCUGGGAGCUCAGAGGUCGCAGGAAAUCAUGUUACUGCAGUACACGGGUGGCAGGCAACAUGCUUGUCAGACUCAAGGACCCAUUCAAAAGCUUUUGUGUCCAAAAGACAGUCUAAGCCACCUGAACCUUCAGCUGCCGCACAAGAGACGCAUCGCUCAGAAGAGACUGAACAGCCCUGCUGCAGGUUUCAUGGCUCUACAGAACAAGGACUACCUGUCUGUUUUUCAUCUUACGGACACUGCAGACAUCUUUUACCAAACAUUGAAAUUGCAAACAGAUCAAACCACGACCGAUGCUCAGGAUCCAGAACAAGCCGUCAGAGUGGAACCAACAGUAGGAGACAAUGAAAACUUGCAGUUACAAACCAAUGACAACAUUUCUGAGAACGACUCUGAGACCGAGGGACAGCAAGUGCCUCUCAGUCCUUUGAAAGUUAUCGACAAUGUUGAUAACGAUCCCUUAAACAAUUUAGAUGCAAAUGAAAACGUCAGCAACGAACCACCUAACAAUUCAACUGGGAUUAAUCCAAGUGGCUCCACCAAACCUCUUAAACAAAGCAAAUAUCUUGAUCUUCAACGUAUUUGGGACGUAUGGUUCGACUAUCUUUUUAAAAACUCCGCCGACAAGAAGUGGCUUCCUCAAUUUCGAAGGAUCUACACUGCAGAUAUAAAGUGCUUAAGAACUAAUAAGCAAGAUAAGCUUGAGGAAGAUCGGUUGACGAGAUUGAGGAAAGACCUGCAAGAGGUCAUGAGGAAUAGAGACUUGCUUGUGCAUGGCGUCACGUAUCUGCCUCACUUAAAUGUGGAGCAAAUUCCCGAUCCUGUAGAUCCUGAAGAUUGGCCUGACGAUGUGAGCCAGCGAAUGGCGGCAUCUUGGGAAGGCAAUUGGAAAAGCUGGUGGGAAGACAAGCUGGGCUUAAACCGGGACAAAAAAAUAGCAAAUCUCCGUCAAAAGCGUCGGAGGGAAAAGCAAGCCAGAAGUCGCUCUCGCACAUCGCUUUCUGGAAGCUUCGCCUCGUCUGUUAGCAACCCGGACAGUCUCUCUGGUUGGUCAUCGGCCACGAGUCAGUAUUUGGGCUCGGAUGAGGAAACUUUGGAAAAUUCUCAAGCCACGGACAUCGAGGAGUGGAAGUCCAGACCUGAGAACCGCAACAAGAGCCCCAUCUUAUUGAGGCGCUUUCUAAAUGAACAGUCGGUUGAGAAAGAAGCGGUUAUUUCUCCUUUGAGAAGACUUGAGCAAGAACUAAUGAGAUCUUCAAAAUCUCAGCCCUCCCUUCAGGUUAAACAACCAACCUCCGGCACCCCUAAAGCUACAGUAGAGAAGGAUUCGGUAGAUCAUCCCGGACUGGUCAGCCCAUUGCGGAAGUUAUCCAUCCCAUUAAAACGCUGCAAGGAGUUUUACCUUAGUUCUCUUCCCACUUCCCAAGCAUCUACUCAAGACUCUACAGCGGAUGGUGGAUUUUCUGUCCCUCAGGCUCGCCUUUUGUCACCGGCUGCACCUUCCCAGCGAGCUUCCCAAAUCAGAAGCUCCUCACAGGCCUCCCAGCCAAAGAAAAAGUCUAGGAUGGGCUUCUAAAACUCUGGCUCCAAACAAGGAAUGCAGCAAAGGUGAUCCGUUUACCUCUCGCUCUCGUCCCACACGCCCUCAGGAAUGGUGGGCAGCUCAGGUAUGCUGCAGUAGCUGCUGUGCAGAUUCUGUGCUGUUCUUCGAGAGACGAUCCACACCAGUUUCUUGUGGUCCG